AUAAUAUGUAAUAUUUACAACACUAUGCUUUUCACUGUAGAAUGGAAAUUAUAUGAAGCCAUGAAGUUGGAGAGUGGGACUACAAGGAUUUACAAACAUGAUGCCGAUGCCAUGCGGAUUCCUCGGUUGUCCAACCAGCCGCCGACUCUGCAGGCCAUCCCAAUACUAAAUAAUGAGGAUGAUGCUAAGGGUUCUUUGUCACUCAAAGUAUCUCUUGAAAAACCGUGCCGUCACCCUUGUUUGAAUGGUUGGACUCCCGAAAAAUGGAGCUUCAAGCUAGUAUAUUAUGCCUACCGCAGCUGGUUUGUUUUUGUUAUUUGUUUUCCCAAUUCUGCUCAUUUUAAGAAUUUUAUUUUAAGCAAUUAUGUUUUGCUUUUUUAAUUCCAUAUCUGCUAGAAAGAGUACUUGGAGAGCAUCAGGUCGGUUGCAUGCAAAACUGAGGAGAUUGAGGCCAUUGGGUGUAAUUUGGU
Molecule: messenger RNA, 470 nt
Organism: Hibiscus syriacus
Lineage: Eukaryota; Viridiplantae; Streptophyta; Magnoliopsida; Malvales; Malvaceae
Exons: 3
Coding region: 25-381 (118 amino acids)
Source: RefSeq, a predicted model, not a curated record